UAGUGACGUCAUCAGCAGGAGGAUGGAAGCAAGUUAUGUAGACUUCGCUUCAGAGCAGAAGGGAGAGAUGGCGUCCAGGUCCCCAUGAAUAAGCAAAAAAAAGAAAAGAAAAAAGGAUGCAAGGCAGAUAGCCAAAGGACAGGGCGCCGAUAAGGAAUUUAACAUCGCUAUCUUUUCACCCAAAAUAUCUUCAGGACUAAACUGCAUCUGAUUGCUUCAUAAGGAUCUUACAUAGGCGUGGGUGUUUGCAAUAUUUACUUGUCAUUGCUCUGUUUUCAUCCUCGUCCGGUCACCGGGUGGGGAGGGUUCGCCUUUUGCUACAGCUGUUUCUACCUCCGCCUCUCGUCGAGCCAACGUUGAGACGGCGAGACAGGACCGAGUGAGUGAGGGGCGAUGGCUGCUGGAGGAGGAUGCGGGGAAACCGUGGAUCAGUACCGGGCGGAGGUAGAUCGGCUGACCCGAGAGCUUGCGGAAGCUAACCGUGAGAAGAUACGGGCGGCGGAAUGCGGUCUUGUGGUGCUGGAAGAAAACCAGACCCUGAAGCAGCAGUAUACUGAUCUGGAAAUCGAGCAGGAGGCACUGAAGCGAGAGUUGGAGCAGCUGCAAGAGGCUUUCGGCCAGGCAUACUCAAACCAGCGCAAGGUGGCCGAGGAUGGCGAGACCAACGAGGAGACGCUGCUGCAGGAGUCCGCCUCCAAGGAGGCGUACUACAUGGGCCGUCUGCUGGAGAUGCAGGGCGAGCUCAAACUCAGCCGCUCCGUGGCGUCCAACACGCAGGCCGAGAACGAGCGGCUGAACGGGGUCCUGCAGGAGCUCAGAGAGACUAAUGAAGUUCUGGAGUUGCAGAGGAGCAGGAUGAAGGAGGAAAUCAGGGAGUAUAAGUUUCGGGAAACUCGGCUGCUGCAGGACUACACUGAGCUGGAGGAGGAGAACAUCACUCUGCAGAAGCUGGUGUCUACACUCAAGCAGAACCAGGUGGAGUAUGAGGGCCUGAAGCACGAGAUCAAGGUGCUGGAGGAGGAGACGGUGCUGCUGAACAGCCAGCUGGAGGACGCGCUGAGGCUGAAGGAGAUCUCGGAGACGCAGCUGGAGGAGGCGCUGGACACGCUGAAGAACGAGCGGGAGCAGAAGAACAACCUGCGCAAGGAGCUGGCGCACUACCUCAGCCUGAGCGACAGCGUGUACGGGGCCGGGGCCCACCUCGCCCUGGACGGCCUCAAGUUCGCCGAGGAGGCCGGCAGCAACGGCACCACGGCCGCCAACUCGCCCAGCAACGAGGACGGCAACAAGUGCAACGGCCACGUCCCGCUGGCCAAGAUGAAUGGGGACUACCGCCCCGCCGGCAGGAAGGGGGAGGCGCUGCACCCCGUCUCCGACCUCUUCAGCGAGCUCAACCUCUCCGAGAUGCAGAAGCUCAAGCAGCAGCUCCUACAGGUGGAGCGGGAGAAGGCCGCGCUGCUGACGACCCUGCAGGAGUCCCAGACGCAGCUGGAGCACACGCAGGGCGCCCUGACGGAGCAGCACGAGCGCGUGCACCGCCUGACCGAGCGCAUGAACGCCAUGAAGCGCUCGCAGUGCGACAAGGACACCCACAUGGAGCUGGAGCUGGAGGCGGAGCCCGAGAAGGGGGACUCCUCCCCCAACAGCCACGACUACGAGGUGGACAUCCACGGGCUGGAGAUCCUGCAGUGCAAGUACAAGGUGGCGGUGAUGGAGGUGAUCGACCUGAAGGCGGAGCUCAAGGCCCUGAAGGAGACGUACAACCAGAGCGUGGACAGCCGCGUGGAGGAGAAGAGCCACAGCGAGAGCCGGCUGCAGGCCCUGGCCGAUCAGCUGGGCCAGCUGGAGAGGAGCUGCAGGGAGGGGCGGGAGCGGAUCAGCGGGCUGGAGGCGGAGCUGCGCGCCGUGUCGGGCGUGGCCAGCGAGAGCCACAGCAUGCUGAACGCGGCGCAGGACGAGCUGGUGACCUUCAGCGAGGAGCUGGCCCAGCUCUACCACCACGUCUGCCUCUGCAACAACGAGACGCCCAACCGCGUGAUGCUGGACUACUACCGGCAGGGCCGCGCGGCCCGCAGCGGCAGCCUGAAGGGCUCGGAGGACCCGCGCGCCAUGCUCUCGCCCCGCCUGGCCCGCAGGCUCAACGCCGCCACGCCCUCCGAGCCCCGGAGUCCCAGCGACUCCCCGACCAAGGAGCCGCCCCCGGAUCCGGGCAAGGACAGCCCCGCCCGCACGCCCUCGGGGUCGCCCUUCGCCGGCGGCUCGCCCUCCCCCUCGUCCUCCUCAUCCUCCCCGCCCAUCUCGGAGCCGGCCGCGGACCUGCGGAAGGAGCCCAUGAACAUCUACAACCUGAACGCCAUCAUCCGGGACCAGGUCAAGCACCUGCAGCGGGCGGUGGACCGCUCCCUGCAGCUCUCCCGCCAGAGGGCGGCCGCCCGCGAGCUCGCCCCCAUGCUGGACAAGGACAAGGAGGCCUGCCUGGAGGAGAUCCUCAAGCUCAAGUCCCUGCUCAGCACCAAGAGGGAGCAGAUCGCCACGCUGCGGCUCGUCCUCAAGGCCAACAAGCAGACGGCCGAAAUCGCCCUGGCCAACCUGAAGAGCAAAUAUGAGAACGAGAAGUCGAUGGUAACCGAGACGAUGAUGAAGCUGAGGAACGAGCUGAAGGCGCUGAAGGAGGACGCCGCGACCUUCUCCUCCCUCAGAGCCAUGUUCGCCACCAGGUGUGACGAGUACGUGACGCAGCUGGACGAGAUGCAGAGGCAGCUGGCGGCGGCGGAGGACGAGAAGAAGACGCUCAACUCUCUGCUGCGCAUGGCCAUCCAGCAGAAGCUGGCGCUGACGCAGCGGCUGGAGGACCUGGAGUUCGACCACGAGCAGUCGCACCGCGGCCGCGCCAGCAAGGUGCCCAAGAUCAAGACCGGCCCUCCCAAAGUAAGUCCAGCACCACUGCCCGGCGCGUCCCCCGCGGCAGGCCUCCUCACCUCCCCCCUGACCCCCUCCUACCCCUCCUUCACCCCCCCGGCGCUGGGCAGUCCAUCCCCACUGGAGACCCCCCUCUCCACGUCUGCCUGGACACCCCCCUCCCAGCCCCUGCUGCUCGGCCACCCGCAGUGGUCCCUGGGCGUGCAGACCUUUAUCGUAGACCCCCACACCUUCAGCUCCGACUUCUGCUCCCUGGCCCGCGCCGGCGACCUCGGCCACCCCUCCUCCUUGGACUCGCGCUCUCCUCUCGCCUGCUCUCCCGGCUCCGCCCCCGCCUUGCCCUACCGCUCGCCCGUCUCGGGGGUGCGGCGCUCGAUGCCCAUCACGUCCAGAACUGGCCUCCGGGCGGCCGCGUCGCGCUCCGCCAUGAUAGUUACCCCUCCCGGCACUCCGACCGGCCAGCACUUCCCCCGCGCCUACAGAUCCCAUCAUGCCUGGCACUGACACUCAGCAGGGGAGCUUGGGUGGGGUGACACAGAGAGAAGGGCAGACUGGUUUCCUGUUUCCUGUGCCCAAAGCCCUGCCUGUGAGUUUGAAUGUGCAGUGACUUUCCUCAGGUAUUUAUGAUGAGACAGAGCACAAAGCAGCCCAGCCAUCCUGUAGCACUGCUGAUCAGUCUGAGGGGUGGAUUGCCCUCUCGUGUAGCAUGAGUGUCUUUGAGUUUUUCACUUCGUUUCUGCCUCAAGUGAUCGGUGACAGAAACAGAAUUUGUGUUCGGACUAUGACUUUGCUAAGGAUUCCACUGUAACUGCCUAAAUACAUGUAGACCGGAAGUCUAAUUAUGUUGUUUAAUUUAGCUCAGAAAUGAUUGCAACUUUUGGAUAGUAAAAUUUUGAAGAUAUGUAUUGUUUCAGGAAAUAAAAGGACACUAGUGCUCCACCACGUGGAGGUUAGGGUUUAUAAUGGUUAAAACCCUUUUGGGAGCUGAACAAAGUGGUUGAGCUUCUUUUUAUAUCCAAAUGUAGUUUUUGUAUUCAUUUCUGCAUAUAAAUUUCUUCUUUGUUUAUUUAUUUUUUAGUCUUUUGAGCUUCCAGUUAAAGGGUAUAUGUAAUAAGUAGCAGUUUUUAAAACCUGGAGACAUAGGACUGUCCACUGUUUAUUUACUACCAGAGGAUAAACCAACCUCUAGUCCUUUUCUCUAUACCUUUUAAAGUCUUUUUUAUCUGUGAUUUUAAUAGAAAGCUUAGGUUUAGGAAACAGUCAGUCUUAACUAACACCUUUAGCUAUUCCCUAAAUUUGAUUUGCUGAUUUAAAAAAAAAAAAAAAACUUAUUGUCAAACAUGUAUGCCUGAGGUAUAGGAAGAGGCCAUUUUCAAUGGAGGACAAAAAUCUGUUUAUUGUUAUUGCUAGCUUUAUAAUUAGUAUUUCAUUGUUUCUCUUUCUUGUUGUUAUUUUUAACGUUAAUAAUUAACCCUAUGUAAUCAAAGUCUAAUUCAGCAUUGUCUUUCAAUAGGAUAAACAGAUGUUUGGUAGUUUUUUACAUGUGGAGUUUUAGCGCUGCCUAGUGGCUGACUCCUACGGGCAUUCACUGGCUCAUAAAGAGUGUUUAUGCUGGAAUGUUCAAAUGUUUAGGACUCUGACUCUCUUAGUCAUGGGAAUAACAUUUUGUCUUCUUUGGUAACAAAACGCUUACAUCAUGUCAGACUUUCACUUCACAAACUCAGGUUGGGGGGGGGGGGGGUACAGGGAGUCAUAUAAUGUAGUCUCUGUGGCACUUUCCAAGUUAAGCAUAAAAUUCUGUGAGUUUUCUCACUUUCUUUGUUUGUUGUUGUUGUGAAAUUCAUGAUGGUGUCUAAGAGUCUUAAAACGAUCUGUUAUUGAUUAUUUUCUGUACAUGUCAAAAAAGGACUAUUGCUAUUGCUUUUGGAUUUAAAAUCCCUGUAUCUGACAUGUACCACAAUAGGCCAAGGGGGACCUGGGGGACAAACCUAGAAAAUCCUUGGAAUAAUGUAUAACAUUAUUAUACACUAGUUAAUUCAGCUCAUUGGAUUAGUAAACCAGUAUUCUUCAGUGUAUACUCAUAGCAUUCAGAGUUCUAAAACUCGAUUACUAAUUCAUUUCAGACUAGCUUGAGAAUUGUCUUUUUUUAGCAGUUUAUUUGUAAAUAACUUUGUACUUGCUCACCAAAUGAUAAUCAUUAUGAGCUACAUGACUUUUGGGUUUCACACAUUACAGAUGAAGACUCAUUUCCAGGUUUUGGCUCAGUGUUUAACCAUAAAGUGCUGAGAGGGACAGAAAUGCAAGCGAGGUACCGAUUUGAUCAAAUUAGUGUCAAGGAAAAGCUAUUACAUUUGAGAUAUGCUUCUGUUGUGUCCUGCUGAGUUCGAUCCAGGAGACCGCAGCUGCCUGAAAUCUGUUUUCUCAAGAUGUCCGCAGAAGUAGAGCUGACGCAGACCAUAAACACAGAGGAUGUGCCUGCUAUCCGAAGCAUAGGUUCAUAGGCCACUGUGAAUUCUAUGGCAUGUAAUCAUGCCAUAAAAAGUGAAACACUUCUUAUUCACAGGCACUGUUUACUACUGUUUAUUAAUUAUUGCUCAUGCAUUUGAUGAGAUUGUUAUUCGGACAUCUUUGGCUAUGUCAGUAAUAUUUCAGAUUUGUGAAGUGAAAAUCAUUUGUUAAUGUUAAAUUGUAGUACUCUUACUGUAAUUCCAUCCAUAUCCCUACCCUCCAUGGUUUUCCCAUGACUUUUAAGGUAUGUCUGCAGCUCAUUACGUGCUUUACUGAGAAGGGUAUAAAGACACUGAGCACAAUAUACAGAAACUGUCACAAUCAAAUGUGGCAUAUUCCACACUGUCUUUCAAAAGGACUUCAGUGGCUGUUGAAAUGACAUAACCUUAGAAAGGUGAACUGCUAUUUCACGCUGUCUCCUAUAGCCUAUUUAAUUUUCAGCCUUGUUUAUACUUUGCAAUAAAACCUAUUGCUGCACCCAAUCACAACUCACAGAUCCCCUCUCCCAUAUGUUGCUGGAAACCUCAUAUUCAUGCAUCAGUAUGAAACAUGUACUGUAUUAAUUAUGAUAAUCACUAAGUCAAUAAGCGUUGUAUGAUGA
This is a messenger RNA of Anguilla rostrata (American eel), 6028 nucleotides long. RefSeq names its product bicaudal D homolog 1a (gene bicd1a). Gene Ontology annotation, biological process: positive regulation of receptor-mediated endocytosis. The record is from RefSeq and is a predicted model, not a curated record. The transcript has 7 exons. Gene Ontology annotation, molecular function: dynein complex binding; cytoskeletal adaptor activity; dynein intermediate chain binding. NCBI's taxonomy places the organism in Eukaryota, Metazoa, Chordata, Actinopteri, Anguilliformes, Anguillidae. Bases 394 to 3423 code for a protein of 1009 amino acids.